AUUCGAGCAACGGAAGGAGGGAGAGCCUUCAAGGUCAGAAAGAGCCAUCCAAUACACGAUAUCGUAAGCCCCACCAUCAUUCAUAUGACCUUGAUUAGUCCUUGAUAGCCUUCAGACUAACAAAUUAAACUAACAAAUGUCAUUCUAUUCUGGGGUUGGCUCUGAACUUUGCUGGGCUAUCGGUAAUCUGGAGGAGCGGAAAGAACAAUGAAUCGUAAUAAUAAGGCGCCAUCAGUGGCUCCACUUAGGAUACUCCCAAGAGGCUGCUGACGAGACGACCCCUACUUCUACAUCAACAAUAUCUACCACAAACUCAAUAAAAUACAAAAACAAAACUUGCAUUUUGUUCGAAAUAUCGUGUUCAUUUUGCUGAGCUUUCCCCAACGUGUCUCAGAAUCCUGCGAAACCCUACGAAUAAAAGCGACGCAUUUGAAUAACCUACGCUCGGUCAGGCAAAUAGCCUGCUGUAUUCUUUGCGCCGAUGCCGCCGCCGACGAACCCCCUGAGUUAGUUGCUUGCUCCCCGCGCUCGACCUGCUACGAUUCCACUAGACCCCGUCCUGAGGCUGCGAUCGAACGCCCAUCAUGACCGGUGUUUCUUCCCAGGGCGAUUCGUACCAGUCGGUACCGCCAUCACCUACACACCAGCGCCACUCGAGAAGAAAUAGGCGGCACUCGGUAUCCGAGGUCCCAGACGAAACUACUGCUCUUUUACGUCCCUCGCAUUCUCGAGUACGUAUCCAAAGCCCCUUUGACACCCCGAGGGGCUACUUGUCAAGGAAUCAAAGCUAUGUUGGAACUCCCCAUAACUCGCGAUUUCAUAAUCGACAUGAAUCCUGGGGGCAGCGUUUAAUACAAGCUCUUUCUGACCGACAAGAUCCUAUGGCCGAAUCCAAGAGCUCCCUUCUUACCGACGAUCGCGUAUGGUACGAUCAAUUUACCUCGACCGAUUGGGUGCAUGAUAGCAUCGCCGAUGCCUACCGAGUCAAGCAGUUACGAAGUCGGAAGGAUUUCUGGGGCAGAGUGAUUGUCUUUUUUGAUGGAGCCCAGGGCUGGAUAUUAAGUGCCGUAGUCGGCGUCCUAGUAGCCCUGCUAGCCUACUGCGUAAAUGUAGCCGAGACUACUAUAUUCGAUUACAAGGACGGAUACUGCACACGAGGAUGGUAUCUGAGAGAAAAGAGAUGCUGCCCUCAUGGACCAUGUACCGAUUGGCGAUCCUGGUCUGAAGUACUAGGCGGUCACCCCUUCGGCGAAGUUUGGACGGAAUUCGGAAUCUAUCUCAUCGCCGUCCUCGCCCUCUCCGUUCUAGCUUGCUUGCUUACUCUAACGACCAAGACUGUAGUCCCUUCAUCUUAUCGGAUGUCAACGUUAGACGAGAAUCUUGCUGCCGAGUUCUCCCGACAACCAGAUGAUAACGAUGAUGACAAUGAUGAUGAUGGAAAUAUCAGCCCAAGGGAAACUCGUCCUCAAUUUGUUGAUCCCUCACCUCCGAUGGUAUAUUACUCGGCGGCUGGUAGUGGUGUUGCGGAGGUCCGGGUCAUCCUCAGUGGAUUCGUUUUGCACGGCUUUCUCGGUGUAAAAACUCUCAUCAUCAAAUCCUUGGGACUUAUUAUGAGUGUCGCAUCCGGCCUAAGUCUAGGUAAAGAGGGCCCGUACGUCCACAUCGCGACUUGUAUCGGCAACAUUUGCUGUCGUAUUUUCGCUAAAUACGAUCGUAACGACGGCAAAAGACGUGAAGUAUUAUCCGCUGCUGCAGCGGCUGGCGUUGUUGUCGCUUUUGGUGCCCCUCUUGGUGGCGUAUUGUUCGGUCUUGAGGAAGUUGCUUAUUAUUUCCCAGCCAAGACACUUUUCCGGACCUUUUUCUGCUGCAUUGUCGCAGCUCUGUCCUUGAAGUUUCUCAACCCAUAUGGCACGCACAAAAUUGUCAUGUUCGAAGUCCGCUACAAGAUCGACUGGGAGUGGUUCGAAUUAUUUGGGUUUAUUUUUGUGGGAAUAUUGGGUGGUGCCGCGGGUGCUCUUUUCAUUAAGGCUUCGCGUCGCUGGGCUCUGUCUUUCCGCAAGAUUGGUACCAUCAAGAAAUACCCACUCCUCGAAGUUGUUCUAGUUGCGCUGGUGACUGGACUCACCAGUUACUGGAAUACUCUGACCAAACUUCCCGUGGCAAAGCUUCUUUUGAACUUGGCCGCGCCUUGCGAAGACGACAGCAGGGAUGAUGAAUUGGGUCUCUGUCCGUCAACUAUUGACGAUAUACCUGGCGUCAUUCGGUUGCUACUUGUAGCUUUUGUCAUAAAGGGGUUUCUUACAACCAUCACCUUCGGUAUCAAAGUUCCCGCAGGUAUCUAUGUCCCUUCCAUGGUGGUCGGUGGCCUCAUGGGCAGAAUUGUGGGCCACCUUGUUCAAUGGAUAGUAUGGCGGUUCCCGCAUUGGGGCAUCUGGGGAUCUUGCCCCCUUCUGCAACAAUCCACUUGUGUUCAACCGGGUGUAUACGGUCUGAUUGCAGCUGGCUCAACUAUGUGUGGCGUAACAAGAUUGUCCGUCACGCUAGCCGUUAUCCUCUUUGAACUCACCGGAAGUCUGGAUUAUGUGCUGCCGUUCUCUCUAGCUAUUCUGGUCGCCAAGUGGACGGCUGAUGCCUUGGAGCCACUCAGCAUUUAUGACCUGCUUACAAACAUGAAUGCUUAUCCAUACUUGGAUAACAAGCAUAAACCGAUAUUCACUUCUGAACUUGCAGAUAUAGUCACUCGCGUUCGCCGCGAACGCGUCAUCGACAUCUCGGCCUCACCUCUGGUCCCCGCUACUAAGCUUCGUUCUAAACUCGAUAUUUUACAUCGAGCUGGUGAGUUAGAUGGCGGUCUACCUAUACUCAGAGACGGUAUUCUUGUUGGACUGAUCCCGGCCCCCGAUUUGGAAUACGCCCUGGAUAACCUCGAUGAUGAGAGUUCCAGCAUUUGCCUCAUGGCGAACGUACCGAACAUAGACGAAGACGAGUCUCCCGAGCGAGAUCCGACUGAUUUCACACCUUAUAUAGACCCUGCUCCUGUUGCUUUAGAUAUCAAGUCCCCGAUGGACUUAGUGUACGAAUGUUUUGCUAAGCUUGGUUUGCGGUAUAUAUGCGUCUUGAAGAAUGGACGCUAUGCGGGAAUGACACACAAGAAGAGAUUCGUAAAGUAUAUGCGCGAAUUAGAAGAGAAAGAACACGAGCUUUAGAUCAGAUAAGCGUCUCCACUGAGGGUGUAUUUUUUUUUCCUAGAUUAAGAGCAAGAUGAUGGUACAUAUCAGAAGGGGGUUGCUUCUAGGCUCUCCGGGUAUAUAAGGCAUAGAUGUGUUUACCUAGUGUUUCGAAUUCGGGCAUCGUUAUGGGAAUUUGGCGCGGUUGCAUAGCAUCAUAGGGUUCGGUAUGGCAAUCUGCCUGCUCCUUUCUUGUUCGAUUGCAUCAUUAAUUGUUUUACCUACCUAACCUAUGAAUCUAAUGGAUUUUGAAUGUAGCCAUGAG
Messenger RNA from Hypoxylon trugodes, 3492 nucleotides. Its product is annotated as chloride channel. The transcript is spliced from 4 exons. NCBI's taxonomy places the organism in Eukaryota, Fungi, Ascomycota, Sordariomycetes, Xylariales, Hypoxylaceae. Gene Ontology annotation, biological process: chloride transport; transmembrane transport. The record is from RefSeq and is a predicted model, not a curated record. Gene Ontology annotation, molecular function: voltage-gated chloride channel activity. Gene Ontology annotation, cellular component: membrane; Golgi apparatus; early endosome. The coding region runs from base 585 to 3206 and encodes 873 amino acids.